Messenger RNA from Paramuricea clavata, 3766 nucleotides. NCBI's taxonomy places the organism in Eukaryota, Metazoa, Cnidaria, Anthozoa, Malacalcyonacea, Plexauridae. The record is from the annotation of a GenBank genome assembly.
AUGAAAUCCAAUCGACCAGAGAAACCUUCCAUGUCUGAGGUGUUCAACUGUUAUAACUGUGGAACUCAACACAAAAGGAAAGAAUGUCCUGCAUAUGGGAAAACGUGUCAUCGCUGUCAUAAAUCGAACCACUUCAAAGCUAUGUGCAGAUCUAAAAAGAAUGUCAAUGCUGUAGAGUGACAAGAAGAUUCAUACCUUGAAGAAACACUGUUUGUAGGAGCAGUGACGUCAGAAGUUCAAAAUGAUGAAUGAUAUGUUACUCUGAUUCAUACCUUGAAGAAUCUACACUGUAGGAGCAGUGACGUCAGAAAUUCAAAAUGAUGAAUGGUAUGUUACUCUGAAAAUCGAGAAGCAGAACACAAAGCUCAAAGUGGACACUGGUUCGCAAGUGAACAUUCUCAAUCUUAAUCAUUAAAGAAGAUCAAGCCCCAACCAAGUCUCAAAGAAUCAACCAGUUACACUGGAAACAAACUAGCUGUGUUAGGAACUACAGAACUAUGUGUAGAAUCAGAGACAAAUCAAUCUAGAAACUUAAAUUUCUAUGUGAUAGACACAAAUCAACCAAGUCUUUUGGGACUCAGCAGCUCAGGAACUUGUUUUGAUAAAAAUCGUGGGAAAUACCAGAGUAGACUCAACGGCCAAGAAACCACCAGCACAUCUCAAAGAAGAAGUAUUCAAGAAACAUCAGAAAAUCUUAACUGGUUUGGGUGACACCGGACAUUAAUCCUUCUAGAACUAUUCCAGCUGCUUUUUGCAGUAGAGUGAAAGAGGAACUUGAUGAUAUGGAAAGGAAAAAUGUAAUUCAUAAAGUGGAAGAGCCCACUGAUUGGGUGAGUUCUAUGGUUGUGGUGGAGAAACCUAACGGAAAACUUCGCAUUUGCUUAGACCCAAAACAUCUGAACAAAGUAAUCAAGUGUGAACAUUUUCAAUUACCGAGAAUUGAAGAUAUCACUACACGUAUGGCCAAUGCCAAGCGGUUUGCCAAGCUAGAUGCCAAUCAUGGAUACUGGCAAAUACCUUUGGACGAGGACAGUCAACUCCUUACCACCUUCAACACUCCUUUUGGCAGAUAUUGCUACACUUGCACUCCAUUUGGUAUCACCUCAGCACAAGACGUUUUUCAGAAAAGGAUGCAUCAACAUUUCGAUGAUAUCGAAGGUGUUGAAACAGAUAUUGACGACAUCCUUAUUCAUGGAACGAGAGAAGAAGAGCAUGAUCAACUCCUCAAAUCAGUCUUAGAAAGAUGUGAGAAGAUCAAUCUAAUCUUAAACAAAGAGAAAUGUGAAUUCAAAUCCAGAGGAAUCUCAGAAAAUGGUGUUAAACCUGAUGAAGCGAAAGUUAAAGCUAUGAAUGAAAUGGAAGCACCAACAGACAAGAAAGGUGUGGAGAGACUGCUUGGAACUGUGAACUAUUUGGGAAAAUUCAUUCCAAAUUUAGCAAUGGAUAAAGUAAUAUAUAUAUAUAUAUAUAUAUAUAUACAUAUAUACAUAAUAAAUUUGAAGAUUUGUAAUCCAGGCAUUGUAUUAAAUUAUAAUUUUUACCGGAGAACACUGUAUAAUUUUGUAAAAAUUAUAAUUUAACAUAUAUACAUAUACAUAUACACAUAAUCUUGGUAAAUCUUAUAAAGAUGUUUUUAAGGCAAGUUCUCAAACCCUUGAUCCAGAGUUUGACUUAGUUUUAUAAUUUUUUAAGAACAUAAUUGUGAAUCAAGGGCUGUUUGAUCAGGUCAGAGUUGACCGUGGCAAGGAAUUUGUUCUAACAUUGUACAUGCAGGAAAUUCUUGCCCAUCAUAGAACAAACCCUAAUAGAGAUCCCCAUUGUCAAACUGAGUCAAAAAAGGUAAUGGCAUUCUUUAGUACCUGUUCCCGCUUCUGGAGACUGAGAACUGGCGCAAGCCCUGAGAAAGUGAGGGGCCCCCGGAAAAAGAAUUCUGUAUUCGCACAUUGUUCACUUUUGGACGAUUUUAGUGUUUGGACGGUUUUACGUACAUUUUAUGAGUAUUUUGGGGAUUUGUUUCGAUUGAUAUUACAAUGUUUUGUUGAUAUUUGAUUUCGUGUGCGUGUGUUGGGUCGCCCUGUGACAUUUGAUCCUAUUCGAGCCUGGAUUAAAGACAUCGAGUUAUAUUGUGAAAAUUGUGUGAGUUACUUCGCCCAAGAGACAUCAAAGACGUCUAUUUGUGAGUACAUUUUAUAACAGUGUUAUUAUUUGAACGAAUUAUACGGUUUUAAAUCCUGGAUUAAAGACUAGUAUUGAGAGAGUUUCAAGUGUACUUCUCGCAAGUUUUGAUGUACUAAAAUCGAGUCUAUUCAAGUGUAAAUCUACAUCGAGUUACAGUAUAUUGUGAAAGUUGUGUGAGUAUCGCCCGAGACACAUCAAAUGCGUCUAUUUGUGAGUACAUUUUAUAACAGUGUUAUUAUUUGAACGAAUUAUACGGUUUUAAAUCCUUGGAAACAAUAAACUGUGCAGUUUAUGUGCAUACAAUCUAUUGAAUAUAUAUACAUCGAGUUAAUUUAAUACAGUGGGUCGAAGAUCAAAUUCUAUUGUUGUUCCUAUGUACUAAAUGAGUAAAAGUAAGGACGGUGAGAGUAUUAUUACGCAGUUAGAAUCCAUAACAAAUCAAGAUCAAUCAUUGUGGAUGGCAGAGAGACAGCCUAGUACAGAUGUAAACAAAGGAGAUGAAACUAAUAUGUCAGUUAGAUCUAAGACUAAGUCAAAACAAUCGGGUGUAUCCAGUAUUUCAACUGCUCGAAAAGUGGCAAUAUUAUCAAAGAAAUUCGAAGCUGAAAAGGCAGCUCAUUGUUUAAAGUUGUUGGAAGAGGAGAGUGUACAGUGUCAGGAAGAGGAAAAUUAGCUACAAAUAUUGCAACAGAAACAGCGUCUGCAAGAAGAAGAACAAAAGCAUCUACAGGCGGACCUUGAGAAAGCAAAGGUCCAAGCAGAACGUCGCAAAAAAUGGCGAGAAUUACAACAGCAAGCUAGAGAGUCUCAACUUGAGUAUGAACAUGCUGUGAACGAGGACGAAUGUAUGCGGGAAGAAGAGAAUAGAUCAAUGAGACAAGGACUAGUCGAGUUACUCGGCAGCGAAACACUGGAAGAUCGUGUUAUGCGGCUAGGCCAGGAUGAAACAAGGAAUGACAAUCAGGAUAAUUUGUUGAGUAGGCCAGGGCAACCGUUAGAUAGGCAGAAUACCACACACACUAUUCCAGGGACAAAUGGGGAUAAUCAGGUACAUAGUGUUAGAGCAAGGGACAUACAGGGAACUAUAAAUGAGACGGUGUAUAACCCUGAACAGGCUAAUAGAUUUAGAGCUGAGAAUACUAUCCCAAACCUUUCACAGCCUAAAAUUCGAAAAGAGACAGCCCCAACUGAAAGCCUUUUAGAGAAAAUGCUUCCUACCCUUAUCAAGAUGGAAAGACCUAAACUACCAGUAUUUGACGGCAAUCCGGUUGACUAUGCUAGAUUCAAAGCUUGUAUUAAAGUAGAGAUUGAACAGAAAGGGGUGUAUGACAAUGUUGAAAAGCUCAAAUUUCUUCUUGAUGCUGUGACCGGGUCGGCAAAAUCCUGCUUAAAGAGAUUUAUCCCAGGAUCUGAGAGAUAUAAAGAGGCGUGGCAAGCCCUAGAUAAUCGAUUUGGUCAGCCAGACGUGGUAGUAGCCGCCGCAAAGAAGCAAAUUGAUGAGUUUCCUGACAUUCCAACUGAAAACGCUGAGAAAAUCAGAGUAUCAAGAAUUGGUUUCAGAGCUUGUUGGUGUCUACAAAGAACUUGA